AUGGUGCAGAAUAUUGGGCAAGCACUGGAAAAAUGGGGUUUCUUCCGGGUGAUCAACCAUGGGGUCCCUGAGAGCCUUUUGGAGGAGGCGAUCAAUGGGUCGCACAGGUUCUUCGCUCAGGAGACGGCGGCCAAGAAAGGAUUUUACACUAGAGAUUUUGCGAAGAGGGUCAUAUACAAGAGCAACAUGGGACUUUAUAAUUCAGUAGCUGCUGAUUGGAGGGACAGACGUGCGAACACGGGCGCCGCUUGUCGCGACAAGAUGGUGCAGAAUAUUGGGCAAGCACUGGAAAAAUGGGGUUUCUUCCGGGUGAUCAACCAUGGGGUCCCUAAGAGCCUUUUGGAGGAGGCGAUCAAUGGGUCGCACAGGUUCUUCGCUCAGGAGACGGCGGCCAAGAAAGGAUUUUACACUAGAGAUUUUGCGAAGAGGGUCAUAUACAAGAGCAACAUGGGACUUUAUAAUUCAGUCGCUGCUGAUUGGAGGGACAGUAUAUUUUGCUUCAUGGGACCUGAGCCUCCCCAGCCCCAGGAGUUGCCCGAAGCUUGCAGAGAAAUGCUGAUGGAGUACUCAAAGCAUGUGAUGAGACUGGGCUCGUCUGUUUGA
This is a messenger RNA of Syzygium oleosum, 603 nucleotides long. Its product is annotated as 1-aminocyclopropane-1-carboxylate oxidase homolog 1-like. NCBI's taxonomy places the organism in Eukaryota, Viridiplantae, Streptophyta, Magnoliopsida, Myrtales, Myrtaceae. The record is from RefSeq and is a predicted model, not a curated record. The transcript is spliced from 3 exons. The coding region runs from base 1 to 603 and encodes 200 amino acids.